This is a messenger RNA of Helianthus annuus (common sunflower), 770 nucleotides long. Its product is annotated as polycomb group protein EMBRYONIC FLOWER 2-like. Gene Ontology annotation, molecular function: chromatin DNA binding. NCBI's taxonomy places the organism in Eukaryota, Viridiplantae, Streptophyta, Magnoliopsida, Asterales, Asteraceae. Bases 1 to 678 code for a protein of 225 amino acids. Gene Ontology annotation, cellular component: nucleus. The transcript is spliced from 6 exons. The record is from RefSeq and is a predicted model, not a curated record.
AUGGCACCAGCGCGCAUGUUUGCUAAGGAUAACAGUGAAGGCGUGGUUGAUAACGUUGUCACUAAUUUGGCUAAGGAUAACAGUGAAGGCGUGGUUGAUAACGUUGUCACUAAUUUAGCUAAGGAUAACAGUGAAGGCGUGGUUGAUAACGUUGUCGCUAAUUUUGCUAAGGAUAACAGUGAAGGCGUGGUUGAUAACGUUGUCACUAAUGUUGAAGAUAGUAUGUGUAGCAUUGAACCAACUACCCUGCCGCAAGCUAGCAACAGCAAAUCCCUGUUGGAGGGGCGACAAUUCUUUCAUUCUCGUACAUUUCAGCCAAUGUCAUCAGAGUACUUGUUUGGUGACGAAGACAGUGACGACGAGGUUGAUGAUGAGAUUGCUGAACGUGAAGAAAAAAGAAGGCUGGAUAGGUUUGUGGAUGCUACCCAACAUGAGAAGCGAUUGAUGCUUCUCUGGAACUCAUUUAAGAGAAAGCAAAGGGUGGUGGCAGACGGACACAUUCCGUGGGCUUGUGAGGCGUUUUCAACCCUGCAUAGACUAGACUUUCUCGAGAGUCCAGAAUUGCGCAUGUGUUGGAACGUAUUCAUGGUUAAGCUAUGGGAGAUUGGUCUUCUCGAUGCAAACACGAUGAACAACUGUGGAUCCAUACUUGGCCAAAAUUCUGAAAAGAAAAACUAAUUGAAGGUUUUGUUGUUGUGUUAAGAUGUAGGUCUCAAGAAAAUGUUAUAAGUUGUUUCUUUCACUUAGGUUUGUUCUUGCAGUCGGUCAGA